Molecule: messenger RNA, 2694 nt
Organism: Syngnathus acus (greater pipefish)
Lineage: Eukaryota; Metazoa; Chordata; Actinopteri; Syngnathiformes; Syngnathidae
Product: glucocorticoid modulatory element-binding protein 1-like
Exons: 10
Coding region: 546-1922 (458 amino acids)
Biological process (GO): positive regulation of transcription by RNA polymerase II
Cellular component (GO): nucleus
Molecular function (GO): DNA-binding transcription activator activity, RNA polymerase II-specific; RNA polymerase II cis-regulatory region sequence-specific DNA binding
Source: RefSeq, a predicted model, not a curated record
GCUGAACUCGGAUCUACUACCCUUUUUUUCCUGAUUAAUUGAAGUUGUUGACAUGUUAGAACACUCCACGUAUACGCCCCCCGUCACCCUUUGACAAAAGCACGUCUCCUCGUGAGGUACGUUGCAAAACAAAGGAGGAGAAUCUACACGAGUGACAUUUGAACAUUUAUAAUGUUUGCUUUUUAGAGUACCUUGUGUGCGUGUGUACGUUGCGUGUCUUGCGUAGUCCGCAACUGGCCGAGAGGCGUGCCAAUCAAGCAGCGCCCUCGCACAUAAGAGUAAUUUGACCGAUUUACACAGCAUCGCGUGCGAACGCGCCGCUUGUCGUGACAGCGGGACAGAUGCUUCUCAGGCAAAGGCUGCCUUCAGUGCGGGGAGCGUGGACGCGUCACGGCGCAUGCUCUCCUACCCCUCUGGCCGGCGGAGGAUGAGGAGAUCCGUGCCCUGCUCAACAACGAUCCUGCUGUUAACAUGCGUGGCUGGGUCUCUGUGCGUGCAGCUCUGUGAGGAGGGGUGUUGAGGUCAUUGUGUCUGCAGGGGAUCUCAUGAUGGAGAAGGAAGAGGAAGGGGGGUCCAGUGGCAACAACCAUAAGGCUCAAGUCAUCCUGCACCUGCAGCCUGUCUUGCAUGGGGGAAAUUAUGAUAUUGCAGAUACAAGCAGCACUGUCUUGGCCAUCGAGACUCAACAUGAUGACAAUAAAUCCGAGGGUGAAAGUGUGGAAUAUGGCUAUCCAAUCACUUGUGGAGAAAGUAGAGCAGUUUUACUCUUCAAGAAGUUUGUGUGCCCUGGAAUCAAUGUUAGAUGUGUCAAAUUUAAUGACCAGCUUAUCAGUCCUAAGCAGUUUGUACACCUGGCGGGUAAAGCCACCCUGAAGGACUGGAAAAGGGCCAUCAGACUAGGCGGGGUUAUGCUCAGGAAAAUGAUGGACUCUGGCCAGAUCGACUUCUACCAGCAUGAUACGGUGUGCAGCAACACGUGCCGCAGCACUAAAUUUGACAUGCUGAUCAACAGCUCGCAACUUCCCCUUGGGACGUCCGUGCAGCCUAACCCCUCAUCUCUGGCUCUGGAGUCUCUUGGAGGGCAGGUGCCUCCCUUGACAGGAGAGUCUCUCCAUGAUGCAGCUGACUUGGCGGAAGCCUUGGAAGAUAAAUUUGGGGGCGAGUGGAGCUCCACACACGUCACCACAGCCAAUGGACAUGCAAAGAGGAAGAGGAGUGACAUGCCGGAUGGCGUAUUAAACUUAUGGAAGGGUGUAGCUGAAUUUGGGCUGAUGGAGGAGGUCCUGUCCGGUCUUCAGGCUCACUUAUUGGCCACUUUGAAAGGAGUGGAGAUUCGCAGCGACAAAGCUGCUCUACAGGAGACUGAUGUCAUCAUCUUGAAUUCCCUUUGCGAGAUGUUUGGGCUUUUAGACUCAGUGAAGCAAGCCUUGGAGCAGCGACGUAGCCAGAAGGAAGACGACGACGACAACGAUGGCGCUUACGGUGAGGAAGAGCUGGAGGAGCAGUCGAAGGAGCGGAGGAAGCAAAUGUGUGUUAAAAACACAUACCACAAACACGCAUCCCCCAAACACCUUCGACCCCAACGUCACCAGCUGUCGCCCACCCUCACCAACACAGUAGUCCAGCCUCUCUCGCUCACGGGUUUACCCGAUUCGCCGUACUCAAAUCCUCAACACGCCACUCACUUCCCCACUCCUAGCGGGCCGCGAGGGGGGGCCGCCAGGAGGGACGAGAGGACGCGGGCGCGCUGUGAGUCGGGGAAACAGGCGAGGGCCCAUAGAGCGGGACAAGAACUAAAGCAGGGUCUUGGACAAAGGGCGUGCCCGCUUCAGCCUCAGUUAGGAAGUCAGGAGCUAGUAGAGGGAGGUGGGAGUUUGCUGGCUUUGGGGAGAAAAGGCUUCAAAAACCUGAAACCUAAAUGAAAUGGGACACCGUUCCCAAAUUCAAAGGCAACUUGUAGUGAAAGAGUACUUUGUAAACGUGUCUUUGCCACUACGUUCAGAGUUAGUCUUUGGUGAUUGUCUUCCCUUGUGGUAAAAGUAGAUGGGGAUAGGAAGCAAAAAUGAAACAUUUCUUACAGUGUUUGUAAUUGAAAUUACGUUUUGUGAGUCAUUGUAGUAUUAAGUGUUGAGGUUUAUAUGGUACCAAUUUUUAAGACACAGACUGAACAUCUCACUCGGGCUUACAUUAAGGCAUUAUGUUGCUGACGAAUCCGAGAAAUCACAUGAUAUCUCACAGUCACAGUUGAUUUUUAUUUUCAGCCCCAGUUCAAAAGGUUUUUUGUGGGUCUUUUAAUAAAUAGCAUACCUUUUGAGAUACAGUGACGACGACAACCAUCAUUUCCCAAGAGAACACGCAUCUUGACAAUCGUAUUUGGAACCGUAAUUGCUUUAAUCCAAGCCGAUGAGUUGCUUUCUUGCUUAUUUACAAAAGAGGCCAUUCCAUACAAAAAGGACCCUGUAUGACCAGUGAACACACUUAAGUAAAUCUCUAUUUCAAACCGCAGUCCGUGGAGACAUUAGGCACUUUUAUUUACAUAGCCCAUUUCGGGUCUUGCUUAAAUGAAUUCAUUUGAGAGGGUUGCCCUGUCUCAUUCAAAUGAGGUGCGAAUAUGACAAGUAUGGCUUCCGUUACCGUGACAACUCGGUUGCGCUUGAGCCCUGAAUUGAAAGAAAAGAAAAAAAGGUGACUGAA